AUGGUAAUUAUGGAGGUGGAGGAGGCUACAGUGGUAAUAGAGGCGACGGAAGAGGAGGAGGUGGAGGUGGGGGAUACAGAGGAGGUGGUGGUGGAUACCAAGGAGAUCGAGGGGGACGCGGCAGCGGAGGCAGAGGUGGUGGAAGUGGCAGGGAAGGCGAUUGGCGAUGCCCUAAUCCAGGGUAAAUUUUGUGGAAUUUCUUGGAUUCUCUGUAAUCAAGCUUCUUUCUGGAGAGAAAAAUGUUGUAGCUUCUGGUGGUGGAGUCUUAAAGGUUCGAUCUUUAGAUUAGCAUUGCAUUGUAUUAGGCAAAUAGCCCAAGAGACAAAUGGUAAGGUAUAUGGUCUUGGUAGGCAACCAGCUGUUCUACGUACUAUUAGCCAGAGACUAAUCAGAGAGUUUAAUGACACUAUUAAUGGAUUCAAUGAUGAUGGCUGGUCGAUAUUGAACUGUGACGAUGCUCAACAUAUUGCAGUUGCUGUUAAUUCAUCCAAGAACUUGAGCACUAAUACAAAUACAGUUUGGUUGGACGUAUUCUCCGGGUGA
Fraxinus pennsylvanica is the source of this 543-nucleotide messenger RNA. The record is from the annotation of a GenBank genome assembly. Lineage: Eukaryota; Viridiplantae; Streptophyta; Magnoliopsida; Lamiales; Oleaceae.